AUGCUUUGUUGGGGGAAUGCAAAAGAUGGACAGCUGGGUAUCGGUAUUGACAGGACCGCCAUGUUUGAGCCCAGAAACUGUCACGUGUUCAGUGGCAGGGGCCUGAAAGAAGUAGCUUGUGGAGGGCAACACUCAACGUUCCUGCUGCAUGAUGGCAGCGUGUACACAUGUGGCUCUAACAGCUGUGGACAGCUGGGCCACAGCAAACCAGGGACUUCCCCAGAGCUUGUAGACGCUCUGGAUGCUCAGAUUAUAACAAUGGUGUCGAGUGGUCGGUCCCAUUCAGUGGCUGUGAACGAGCAGGGUCAAGUGUUUGCGUGGGGAGCCGGGGAAGAGGGCCAGCUCGGCCUGGGGAUCGCAGAGGCCACCGUUCGAAUCCCGAGGUUGGUCAAAAGGCUGUGUGAGCAGCGGAUCUCUCAAGUAAUGUGUGGGAAUCAGCACUGCAUUGCGCUCUCUCGAGACGGCCAGCUGUUCACGUGGGGCCAGAACACCAGCGGCCAGCUGGGCCUGGGGAAAGGCGAGCCCAGCAAGCUGUUCCCUCAGCCCCUCAAGUCUCUGUCGGGUAUUCCUCUGGCACAGAUAACCGCCGGCGGGGACCACAGCUUCGCCCUCUCCCUGUCCGGCGCUGUAUUUGGUUGGGGCAAGAACAGAGCCGGACAACUUGGUCUCAAUGAUGAACAAGAUCGAGCGGUCCCGUGUCAUAUCAAGUUUUUGAGAUCUCAAAAAGUUUGUUAUAUCAGCUGUGGAAAUGAACAUACAGCAGCCCUCACAAAGGAUGGCGGCUUGUUUACGUUUGGAGAGGGCUCGUGGGGUCAGCUGGGUCACGGCUCCACAAACAAUGAACUUCUACCCAGGCGAGUGCUGGAGCUCAUGGGCACGGAGGUGUCCCAGAUCACCUGUGGCAGGCGCCACACGUUGGCCUUUGUUCCUUCCUCUGAAGUGGUGUAUGCGUUCGGUUGCAACAGCCACGGCCAGCUGGGCACUGGACUGCUGGGAGAUGCCAGGAGCCCGUGUGCAGUGAAGACCAGAUUCCUGACUGGAACAGAAUCAAAACGAUGUACAGUGACCAAAAUAAUCUGUGGAGGAGACCAUAGCUUCUUAUUGUACUCUAAUGACCAGAGUUCCGUCCCCACAGAAGACUUCAGAGUCAUUGGUGUCACUAAAUCCGUCUCCCCAAUCAACUGUGAAAGAAUCGAUUCAUGGAGGUUAAAGCUGAUGUAUAACACAGAUUCCACUGUCACAAAUGACAUUAUAAUUCAACUCUCCUCUACGGCUUGUUGGAACGCCAGCUUUUUGGACCAAAGUGAUGACACACACUUCAAAACCAACCCGAAGAUCCCAGGCAUCGAUCUCAACUCUGUCAGAAAGCUGUUCGACACGCUCAGCAAACCGGCCUUCUCUGGACUCUUGGAACAGGCCACCAAGAGUUUUGAGAGUCUGUUGAUCCCUCAGCUGCCGCGCUCCCCCCCGGACGUCGAAGCCAUGAGGAUCUACCUCAUCUUGUCCGAGUACCCGGGCCUGUUUGACUCCAAGAACUACAUCCGCCUCACCAUCCCCCUGGCGAUGGCCAUCCUCCGGCUUGACGCUAACCCCAGCAAAGUAUUGGAUAACUGGUGGUGUUUUGUUGACGACCACUUGUUCACCAGGAUGGUCGACAUGUACAAGAGCAUCGUGGUGUUUAUGCUAACUGGAGGCAGGACGCUGCUCGUGCCGGUUUUCUACGAGAACUAUUUCGUCGCCACUCUGAGGCUGCUGGAGAAACUCCACAAGGUAAACUUAAAGGCCCACCACGUGGAGUACAACCGCUUUUAUAUCCCCGACAUCACCAGCCUGGUGGACAUCCAGGAAGACUACCUCAAAUGGUUUCUGAGCAAAGCUGACAUUAAACAAUCAUCGUCCCCUUCACAGGGAGACUUUCCCUCAGUGAACCUAUGUGCCUACCCGUUCAUACUGAACGCACAAGCCAAGACAACCAUGUUGCAAACCGACGCUGAACUGCAAAUGCAGAUGGCAGUAAGCGGUGCGAACCUCCACAACGUCUUCAUGCUGCUCACGCUGGAACCCCAUCUCGCCAGGAACCCUUACUUGGUUUUGCACGUGCGCAGGAACCACUUAGUGAGCGACACACUCCGGGAGCUCACCAUGUACUCUGACGUGGACCUGAAGAAACCACUCAAGGUGAUCUUUGACGGAGAGGAGGCCGUUGAUGCAGGUGGAGUGACGAAGGAGUUCUUCCUGCUGCUGUUGAAGGAGCUGAUGGAUCCUGUGUAUGGGAUGUUCACCCAUUACAAAGACUCCAACCUGCUGUGGUUCUCAGACAAAUGUUUUGUCGAGCAGAACUGGUUUCACCUGAUCGGGAUCAUCUGCGGUCUGGCCAUCUACAACUCCACUGUGGUGGACCUCCACUUCCCCCUGGUCCUCUACAAGAAGCUGCUCAACGUGUCGCCGACCCUGGAGGACUUCAAGGAGCUGUCCCCCACCGAGGCCAGGAGUCUACAGCAACUUCUAGACUAUGACGGAUGUGAUGUGGAGGAGAUGUUUCUUCUCAAUUUUGCUAUCACCAGGGAGAACUACGGGAUGACGGAAGUCAAGGAACUCAUUCCCGGAGGAGAAGGCAUCAGUGUGGACAAAAACAACAGGAAGGAGUUCGUGGAGGCUUACCUGCGCUACGUGUUCUCCGACUCCGUAAGCGAGCAGUACUCGGCCUUCUCCUCGGGCUUCCUGAAGGUGUGCGGGGGCGAGAUCCUGCCGCUGUUCCAGCCGUCUGAGCUGAUGGCCAUGGUGGUCGGCAACAACAACUACAAUUGGGAGGAGAUGGAGAAGAAUGCUGUCUACAAAGGGGAAUACACAGCCACUCAUCCAACAGUCCGAUUGUUCUGGGAGGUUUUCCACGAGUUCCCUCUGGAAAAGAAGAAGCAGUUCUUAUUGUUCCUGACGGGCAGCGACCGCAUCCCCAUCCACGGCAUGGAGAGCCUGCGUAUCGUCAUCCAGUCCACCACGGCGGAGGAGCACUACCUGCCGGUGGCCCACACCUGCUACAACCUACUGGACAUGCCCCGCUACCAGACCAAAGAGAUCCUGCGCCGCCGCCUCACUCGGGCCGUGGAGCAGUACGAGGGCUUCAGCCUGGUCUGAGCAGUAGAGGAGACAUGCAACAGUUUUUAAUGCACUUUAACAGCAAUAAGACACCCCCCCCCCCCCCCCCCCAUGACAAGAGACGAGAAGGUCAGUCUCUUUAUAUAUAUGCCCUCACAGGAUUGUUGAACAUAAUAAAUCUGAAAGGUCUAUCUGUGUACAUGCAGAGUAUUAUUGUUUUUAUUGCUUUUGGAGAGUUUCUCAACCUUCGCACACCAUUUGGAAAUUUUAAUGCUGUAAAAUAUGGAGUCAGAUAAGUCUCUCUUAAUAAAUGCUCACAUUUUGUGUUUUAUAUAACAAUUUCCAUCAAAUAUAAAGUGUAUCAAUAGUUGAUAGUUCCGGGUAUACUACUUUUGUUUGUUAAACUUGACGCCCCUGUAUUAGCUCCAGGUGAUGUAUUGACUCAAACUACAUGUUUCUCAGUAUGCCAGACUCAUUCAGUUGGACACAAAUAUCACCUGCCAAACAAACUUAAAAGUGUUGAAUCGCUAAAUGUAUUUAUUAACAAGUCUGUGUGCAUCCAUUGUCAAUGAGUCUCACCAGACUACAUAUUAAAGUUAAUGAUUAAGUUCAUAUGAACCCCCUGUAAUCCCACAACCUUUGUGACCAAACGGUGAUGGCGACAUGUUGAGAAGCUCGUCUUUGGGUGUUUUGUCUUUUUUAAAUUUUUUUCCCCAAAGCUGUGUAUUUUAUAUUUAGCUCCUUAAAUUCUAUUUUCUACCUUUUAAAAAAUGUUAUUUCUUUGAGACAAUGAUCUUGCUUUUUGUUACAUUUAAUUUAAUAGAGUGGUUAUUUUUGGACAAAUUAUAAUUUAAGUAUAUAUGUGUGUAAAUAGUACUUUGAAUAUAAUCGUUACCUGAUCUUGUUAAUGGGAGAGUAUUCGGCAAGCAGAAGGGCGGCGGCUGAGACGUUGUACAUCUAAUUUGCAAUCCCUCCUUUGGUUUGAGCUGUGCAUCUUGGAGCAGCCGACUUGAUCUUAACCUGCAUUCAACAGCGUUGCCUUCUACAACAAAACCUACAUGAAAAGCUGACUUUAUUGAAGUUAUUUUUUUAGUGGUUGUCUCGUGUGCAUGCUCUUGAAUGAAAGCAAAAACCCGAAUGUCAUUUUAAGAAAUGUGAUAUUUUGGGAAAUACGCUUAUGAGCUUUCUGGGUUGGAGAAUAUUGACACCAUUUUACAGCAGUCGGGUUGUUCUUAGCCUACUUCUGUACAACUGUAACACCAGCCCCCGUAAAGCGCACUUUUCCCCCCUUUUACAUAGAAAACUCAAAUAGUUGACAAAAGUCAAGUGUUUUUACACUUGGUUUUGUUGGAAACAAUGAGCUUUAGUGGACCUGGAUGGCCGCUGGACAAAGCCAAUUGUAACCGCUCUUUAUACAAGGCUAAGCUAACGGGGCUAAGCUAAUGUUUACUCCGAACCUGAAAGCGAAUAUUGCGUAUGUUCCAAAAUUUCCCUUGAAAUGCAGUACAUUCUUAACCAUUCAAAUAUAGAAAUUGUGAUAAGUUUGUUGCAGAUGAUUCACUUGUGAUAUUUUUGCAGGAUGACACAAUAUAUGCAAGUGUGGGCAAAUAACCUAAUAAAGACUUAAACUGUUUAUCACAUUGCUUGUUCCAAAAUGUGCCCUCAUGCCGUGUUUAUCUCCCACAGUCAAACCUGUUAUUCCAAACGGAUGUUCAAUCCGGUUGCAGUGGCGGGAAUUUCCUGAAAUGGUUGAGCAUUUACGUAUAUUUUUAAUAUAUAUUUAAUAGUAUGGUCUGAUAUCUAUUCUGCAAUAAAGAGAAACGGCCCAGUAAAGCUCUUA
Molecule: messenger RNA, 4936 nt
Organism: Gasterosteus aculeatus aculeatus (three-spined stickleback)
Lineage: Eukaryota; Metazoa; Chordata; Actinopteri; Perciformes; Gasterosteidae
Source: RefSeq, a predicted model, not a curated record